AUGGCUUCAAUCACACAGCACUUCUAUACACUUAUUCAGAUAAAGGAGUUUGGUGUGAUAAACAAGAUUGACUUCUCCCCAGUUUCUCCGUAUAACUAUGCUGUCACAGCCUCCUCACGGAUCCAUGUUUACGGUCAUUAUUCUCAGGAACCAAUCAAAACUUUUUCUCGCUUCAAAGAUGCUGCCUACUGUGCCACAUACAGAGAUGAUGGCAAACUGCUUCUUGCUGGCAGUGAAGAAGGUAGCAUCCGACUCUUUGAUAUCAGUGGAAGAGCACCACUGAGACAGUUUGAUGGCCAUACUAAAGCUGUUCAUGCAGUGGGCUUCCUGUCUGAUAAAUAUAGAAUAUUUUCUGGUGGUGAUGAUUAUUCAUCAAAUUUGUGGGAUAUUCCAAGUGCUGCAGAAAUUGUGUCAUACAAUGAACAUUUGGAUUACGUACGAUGUGGUUGCGCCAGUAAACUGAAUGCAGAUGUCUUUGUAACAGGUUCAUAUGACCACACUGUGAAAGUAUUUGAUGCGCGAGCAAAAAAAAGCAUUAUGACGAUAGAACACGGGCAGCCCGUGGAGAGCGUGCUUCUCUUCCCCUCCGGGGGCCUUCUAGCGUCUGCAGGAGGUCGAUAUGUCAAAGUUUGGGAUAUACUAAAAGGUGGACAAUUACUAGUUUCACUUAAAAAUCACCAUAAAACUGUUACUUGUUUAUGCUUGAACAGCUCUGGACAAAGGUUGCUGUCAGGAUCUCUGGACAGGCAUGUGAAGAUUUAUAGUACAACUUCCUACAAAGUAGUUCACAGUUUUAAUUAUGCAACAUCAAUCCUCAGUCUUGCAUUGUCGCCAUUUGACCAAAGGGAACUGAACACCGUUUAAAGAACUGUCAUAAACUAUAGACAUUUGCAACCUGAAGAAGAAAAUAAAGCGAAGCCUCAAAAUAAAAGGCAGCCAGCAUAUAGAACCUAUGUAAAAGGAAGAAAUUACAUGCCAAAACAGGAGGAUUUCUAUGUCAGUAAACCCAGAAAAUGUGUUUUGAGGAAGUAUGACAAGCUGCUGAAGAGCUUUCAAUCAUCCAAGGCCCUUGAUGCGGUACUAGAGCCCCAAAUUAGGCUGUGUACUCCUGAAGUUACAGUUGCAGUCAUGCAGGAACUAAAUCGCAGAGGGACACUAAGGAGUGCACUUGCAGGCCGAGAUGAGAAGCAAAUUAGUCUCCUCCUUACCUUUGUGACAAGACAUGUGAUUGAGCCCAGAUUUACUCCUAUACUGGUAACUGUUGCAGAUAUGAUCACUGACAUUUAUCAGCCCGUGGUUGGACAGUCAGCACUCGUUGAUAAACAGUUCUUGAGACUCCAGGAAGCCAUAAGAAAAGAGAUCGACUAUCAAGAGGAACUACUAGAAGUUUUGGGAAUGAUGGAUGCGCUAUUUGCUACUUUGACAAAGAAAAAGGCUUCUUCCCUAGAAGAGAACAGAAGUAAUGGUCUUACAAAGACUCUGGAAAAUGAUAUGAGUUACUGA
Messenger RNA from Tinamus guttatus (white-throated tinamou), 1503 nucleotides. NCBI's taxonomy places the organism in Eukaryota, Metazoa, Chordata, Aves, Tinamiformes, Tinamidae. The record is from RefSeq and is a predicted model, not a curated record.